UGAAAACUUUCUAUAUUUCAUCAAUCCUCUCCAUCGCCGAUUAGCAAAACCCUAACAUCUCAUCAUCUGCAGCUGUCAUGGAGGUUGAAACUCUGAAGGAAAUGGUUUUACAUAACACGGAGUGUUUGGGGGUGAAGCUUGACUCGGAUGUCAGAUUGUUCAUCCGUGAUACGAGGACCUCGAAAGACCAGAUCAAGGCUGUGAUUAGGUGUCUUCGUACUUUUAUCAAAGAUUUUAGCAACAUUGGUGGGUUAGUCUAUGAAGAUGAAAUCGCUGGCUUGACCGGUUCUGCAGAACUGGGAAAAGAUGAGCUGAGGUCAAAUGCUAGACAGCUUUUGAAGUUCUUCAAGAAGGAGACCUUGGAGUCAUUUCUCACUGCUGUCUAUCCCGCAGACAAUGCUCCUUUUGAGGAGGCUAAAGAAGCUCUCACAAUGAUUCGUUCUACUGUGAUGGAUAGUGACAGUGUCAUUGACCGUGUGCUUAAGGAAGGUUAUGAUUGCUUAAGCACCUCUGAGGAAGAGGAUGAGGAUGGAGAUGGAGAUGACGAUGAGGAUGAGGAUAACCAAGAGGAAGAGGAAAGCGAGGAACUAUGAAGAAGAAAUAGUAAAUGAAUAAUCGUAGCUGUUUGUUAUGUUAGACUGUAGUAGCUGUCUGUUGUUUGUUAUGUUAAAAGACUGUUGUUUCAAUCAUAAUUAUCUUGUGGAUUUUA
Messenger RNA from Raphanus sativus (radish), 709 nucleotides. RefSeq lists its product as uncharacterized. The coding region runs from base 78 to 593 and encodes 171 amino acids. NCBI's taxonomy places the organism in Eukaryota, Viridiplantae, Streptophyta, Magnoliopsida, Brassicales, Brassicaceae. The record is from RefSeq and is a predicted model, not a curated record. The transcript has 2 exons.